AUGCAGCAGAAAGAGGAUCAGUGUGCACAGAUGGAGCAGGAGAUCUCCAAGGUGCAGAGUAAGAUGUCGGAUCUGGAGUCGGUCCUGAAGCAGAAGGAUGUGGAGCUGAAGGCCUCGGAGACGCAGAGGAGCAUCCUCGAGCAGGACCUAGCAACCUACAUCACCGAGUGCAGCAGUCUGAAGCGUAGUCUGGAGCAGGCCCGUAUGGAGGUGUCCCAGGAGGACGACAAGGCCAUGCAGCUGCUGAACGACAUACGGGAACAGAGCAACAAGCUGCAGGAGAUUAAAGAACAGGAGUACCAUGCCCAGCUUGAGGAGAUGCGCGUGUCUAUCCGUCAGCUUGAGGAGAACCUCUCCGCGGCCCGUCGCCGUAGCGACCUGUACGAGUCGGAACUCAAGGAGUCCAGACUGACGGCCGAGGAACUGAAGAGGAAGGCAACUGACUACCAGCACAAGAUACAGAAGGCGAAGGAGCAGGGCAAGUCUGAGGUGGAGGAGAUCCUGGGCAAACUACAGAAGGUCAACACAGAGCAGCAGGGCAAAAUAUCAGAGCUGGAGGACAAACUGUCCAAGGCGGUGAGGGCCAGUGGUGAGGCUGGUGACGUGCUGCUGAGCGUGCGUCAGUCUAAAGAGCGGCUGGAGAGAGAACUGGAGCGCAUUCAGACACGAGAGGACAACAGCGACAGCCUACGCAGACGCCUCAGAGAGACAGAGGAUGGGCGUAAGUCUCUGGAGGGCCAGGUGAAGCGUCUGGAGCUGGUGGAGAGAAGAGAGAGCAAGCUGAAGGAGGACAUCCAGAGCAAAGCCCAACAGAUACAGCACAUGAACGACAAGAUCAUGGAGCUGGAGGAGAGCCUUCGAGAGGCCCAGGCCAGUGGCCAUCGCAUGGAGACACAGCUGGAGCAGAAGGAACGACUCUUUGAGGACAAGAUCAAGAUAUUGGAGGCCCAGAUGAAGGCGGACAUGGCGGAUAAGGAUGUUCUGGAGUCCAAACAGAACUCCUAUGAGGAGGAGGCCCGCGAGAGCAGCAAACUCAUCGGGGAACAGAAGGCCACCAUCAAUGCUAUGGAGUCCAAGAUGACUAGUUUGGAGCAGAGGAUUGCUGAGCUGUCGGAGGCUAACAAGCUAGCGGCUAACAGCAGCAUCUACACUCAGAAGAACAUGAAAGCCCAGGAGGAGAUGAUCUCGGAGCUGCGUCAGCAGAAGUUCUACCUGGAGAGUCAGGCAGGAAAACUGGAGGCCCAGAACGCCAAGCUGGAGGAACAUCUAGACAAGAUGACGCAACAGGAGCAGAGCCACAAGACACGAGUACUGGAACUGGAGACACGACUCAGAGAGAUCGGCUUGGAGCAUGAGGAGCAGAAGUUGGAGAUUAAGCGUCAGGUGUCAGAGCUCACCCUGUCACUACAGGAGAGAGAGUCGCAGAUCAGCGGACUGCAGGCAGCUCGUCACGCUCUGGAGAAUCAGCUGCAGCAGGCAAAGACGGAACUGGAGGAGACAACAGCAGAAGCAGAGGAAGAGAUUACUGUACUGAGGGCUCAUCGUGAUGAGAUUCAGAGGAAGUUUGAUGCCCUGAGGGACAGCUGUGCGGUGAUUACGGACCUGGAGGAUCAGCUGACCCACCUGACGCAGGAGAACGCUGAGCUGAACCGCCAGAACUUCUACCUGUCCAAGCAGCUGGACGAGGCGACCGACGAGAGGGAGGAGAGGAUGCAGCUCGGGCAGGACGUGGACCGCCUCAGGAGAGAAGUGGCCGACAGAGAAAUGCACCUCAACAACCAGAAACAGAACAUUGAGACCCUGAAGACCACGUGCACCAUGAUGGAGGAACAGGUUCUGGAGUUGGAGACGCUUAACGACGAGCUGAUGGAGAAGGAGCGCCAGUGGGAGGCCUGGAGGUCCUCGCUGGAGGAGGACAAGAACCAGACGGAGAGGAGAGUCAGAGACAUGCAGAGACAACUGGACAACGAGAAGCAGAACAGGUUGCGUGCAGACCAGCGCAGCUCUGAGGCGCGGCAGGCGGUGGAUCUGGCGGUAAACGAGCACAAGGCCGAGAUACUGCUGCUACAGCAGGCCCUCAAAGACCAGAAACUCAAGGCAGAGGGACUCUCAGACACGCUGAACGACCUUGAGAAGAAGCAUUCCAUGCUGGAGAUGAACGCUCGCAGCCUGCAGCAGAAGCUGGAGUCAGAGAGAGACCUCAAGCAGAGACUCAUGGACGAGCAAGCGAAGCUACAGCAGCAGCUGGACCUCCAGAAGAGCCACAUCUUCCGCCUCACACAAGGCCUUCAGGACGCUCUGGACCAGACAGACCUGCUCAAGACCGAGAGGACAGACCUGGAGUACCAACUGGAGAACAUACAGGCGGUGUACUCCCAGGAGAAGGUGAAGCUGGAGGGCACCAUCACGCAGCAGACCAAGCUCAUAGACUUCCUCCAGGCCCAGGUGGACCACCCCUCAAAGAAGAAAAAGGGAAUCUUCGGCGCGCGUCGUCGAGAGGACCUGCUUGCGGCGCUGGCGGCCCAGGGACAGGGCCAGGUGUCGCCGGUUCCCUCGGUAACGCCCGUUCCGCUGCAGUACAGUGACCUGAAGAACGCGCUGGAGAAGGAGCGAGCGCGAAGCUCAGAACUGGAGGACGCGCUGCAGAAGACACGCAUGGAGCUACGAGAUGGUGAGUGGAACCAGGGCUCUUACACUAAGUCACAUGACCAUGGCGGUACCCCUGCGACCCCUGGCCUGUCCCGCCAGCAGCUGAUGAUGUCCACCAAGUCCAACAAGUCCCCCGAGCACCAGCCCUCGCCCACACCCCCCCUCGCACCCUCCAGCUCAGGACGACGCAAAGACACACCCAACCCCGAUGAGUAUAGUCGUCGUGGUAAGGAGCGUCUGAGCUACCAUAGCAACCACCGCUUCACCCAGGGCCUCAACAUGCGAGCCGCCAAGUGCAACGUCUGCCUGGACACCGUACACUUCGGACGCCAGGCGGCCACCUGCAUAGAGUGCCAUGCUCUGUGCCACCCCAAGUGUUCUGCGUACCUGCCCUCCUCGUGUGGGCUGCCAUCUGAGUAUGCUCUGCUCUAUUCGGAGGCCCUGUGUCGAGACAAGAACCCUUCAUCCUCCUCCUCCUCAUCUGGCCUCAAGGACCCCAACACGGGAGCCCUGCGCCUGGAGGCAUGGAUGAAGAUGCCCAGGAAUGGGAAGAGAGGUCAGGGCUGGGAGAGGAAGUACGUAAUGCUGGAAGGAACCAAAGUUGUCAUCUAUGAAAUGGAACCCAGAGAAGAGUCCAUUAAGCCGGUGGAUGAGUUUGAGUUGUGUAUCUCUGAUGGAGACGUGAUGGUGCACGGAGCUGUGGGGGCCUCAGAACUCCCAAACACCUCUAAAUCAGACAUGGCGUUGGUGUUGAAGUUGGAGUCCCACCCUUAUCCCCAUACGGCCGGGUGGCCUGGCCAGACCCUCUACCUGAUGGCCUCCAGUUUCCCUGAUAAGCAGCGCUGGGUAGCUGUUACCGAGGCAACGGUCGCCGGGGCACGCAGCUCACGAGAGAAGGCCGAGGCCGACGCGAAGCUGCUGGGCAACUCUCUGUUGAAGCUGGAGGGAGACGACAGACUAGACAUCAACUGCACUCUACCCCUUACUGAUCAGAUUGUCCUGGUGGGGUCUGAGGAGGGCCUGUAUGCGUUGAACGUCAUCAAGAACUCGCUCACACACAUCCCCGGCCUGGGCAGCGUCUUCCAAAUACACGUCCUCAAGGAACACGAGAAACUACUCAUGAUCGUCGGGGAUGAGAGGGCGCUGUGUCUGCUGGAGAUUAAGAAGGUGAAGCAGUCUCUCUCCCAGUGCCACCUGCCCUCGCUGCCUGAGAUAUCACCUUACAUCUUCGAGACAGUCAAGGGAUGCCACCUCUUCUCAUCGGGCAGGAUUGACAACGGCUCCUGCAUCUGUGCUGCCAUGCCCAACAAGGUCACCAUCCUCAGAUACAACGACAACCUCAACAAGUUCUGCAUCCGCAAGGAGAUUGAGACUCUAGAACCCUGCAGCUGCAUUCUCUUCACCAGCUACAGCAUCAUCAUCGGAACCAACAAGUUCUACGAGAUCGAGAUGAAGCAGUAUGUACUGGAGGAGUUCCUGGAUAAGAACGACCUGUCUCUGGGGUCGGCCAUGUUUGCUGCGUCGGCUCACAGCUUCCCCAUCGCCAUCGUACAGGUGUCCAGCACACCACAGAAGGAGGAGUACCUGCUCUGCUACCACGAGUUUGGGCUGUUUGUGGAUUCCUAUGGGAGGAGGAGCCGACCUGAUGACCUCAAAUGGACAAGAGCGCCGCUAGCCUUCGCGUUUAGGGAGCCUUACCUGUUCGUCACCUACUUCAACUCUCUGGACGUCAUGGAGAUACUCAGCCACUCUCCUUUGGGUCCCUCCGCCUGUGCCCAUCUGGAUCUCCCCAAUCCCCGGUACCUGGGUCCUGCCAUCUCCUCGGGGGCGGUGUACCUGGCCUCCUCCUACCAGAACAAGCUGAGAGUCAUCUGCUGCAAGGGCAGCCUGCUGAGGGAGUCUGGAGAACUACACCGCACAGGCUCCAGCCGCAGCACCAGCCCCAGUAAACAGAGAGGACCCCCCACCUACACAGAACACAUCUCCAAACGCCUCACAUCAGGACCCCCCAGCCAGGACGGAGGGGGUCUCCACCGUGAGCCCAGUACCCCGCAUCGCUACCGCGAGGGCCGCACGGAGUUCCGUCGUGACAAGUCCCCCGCGAGGCCCCUGGAGCGCGAGAAGUCGCCGGGCCGCGCACUGGAGGGGGUGUGUGUGAUGGACGGGGUGUGUGUGCGGCGCGAGAGGUCCCCCGCACGCUUCGAGGAGAGACCCCCAAGCACUCGGCUACACGCGGCCAGCUCCGUACGCACCCAACUCACACCCGUCAACAAGGUGUGGGACCAGUCUUCAGUGUGAGGACACCAGCGGAGAGAAAAGAAAACGAG
Molecule: messenger RNA, 4976 nt
Organism: Engraulis encrasicolus (European anchovy)
Lineage: Eukaryota; Metazoa; Chordata; Actinopteri; Clupeiformes; Engraulidae
Product: citron Rho-interacting kinase
Exons: 40
Coding region: 1-4947 (1648 amino acids)
Source: RefSeq, a predicted model, not a curated record